This is a messenger RNA of Indicator indicator, 699 nucleotides long. RefSeq names its product zinc finger SWIM-type containing 1 (gene ZSWIM1). NCBI's taxonomy places the organism in Eukaryota, Metazoa, Chordata, Aves, Piciformes, Indicatoridae. The record is from RefSeq and is a predicted model, not a curated record.
AUGGGAUUUGCGUCACGUACAGGGGUAACAGCGGUGACAUGGAGAUGGGCAGUUUUCAGCGCUGGGCUCUCCCUGGAGAGCUGCAUCACCUCCUUAGCCCAGUGCUACCAGCGGUGUGUUCCCAAGAGUCCUCCUGAUGCCCCUGGGAGCCCUCAGUCCUUAUCAGAUCUUUCAUCACAUGCAGCUGAACUGGAGGCCACAAAACCCAGAAGGUGAAGCAAGAAGGAGAUUAACUGAAGGGCUGAGGAACGCAUCAGGAUAUCUUUGAGUGAGAUCUGCACAGAGCCUGCUGCCAGGCUGUGCCUGAGCGAGUUUGUGACAUUGCAGAAGUCUGUGCAGCUCAGAGACACCAGGGGGACAUUUGGUGUACAGGUCUUGGAGGAUGCCUACAGGGUGUUUUUCCCAAAAGGCCUGGGCAGCUCUGCUUACCACUUCAAUCAGGUCUUCCAGCUGACCUGUGGGCACAUCCUGGCUGUGCUGAGUUCAGAGGGGAAGACUCUGCAGCCAGAAAUGCUCAGUUGGCAGUGGCAGGAGGGACCUGAUGCCCAGCAGCCUGGGUAAGAUGGUGCUGAUGGCCUCUUGGACAGCCUGAAGAACUCCUGGAAUGAGUCUUUAGAUAAAUCCUUGCUGGUGUCCUUCCUCAUGGCCAAGGUCAUCCAGGUUCUCACCCACUGCAGCAAGGGGUUUCAGUGCAGGUAG